Molecule: messenger RNA, 1261 nt
Organism: Dromiciops gliroides (monito del monte)
Lineage: Eukaryota; Metazoa; Chordata; Mammalia; Microbiotheria; Microbiotheriidae
Gene: STAP1
Product: signal transducing adaptor family member 1
Exons: 10
Coding region: 66-1025 (319 amino acids)
Biological process (GO): cell surface receptor protein tyrosine kinase signaling pathway; positive regulation of B cell receptor signaling pathway
Molecular function (GO): protein kinase binding; signaling adaptor activity
Source: RefSeq, a predicted model, not a curated record
UCUUUGACUUCGGCUACCAACAGUUGAUACCAAACACAUUCCCACACAGAGAGAAGAUACAGGGUAUGAUGGCGAAGAAGCCCCCCAAGGCGGCCCCUCGGCGAAUUUUCCAGGAGAGGAUGAGGAUCACAUCCCUGCCCUUGUACUUUGAAGGAUAUUUAUUAGUGAAGCGGGCAGAACACCAGGAAUUUAAACACUACUGGACAGAGCUGAGAGGAACUACCCUUUUUUUUUACAUCGACAAAAAAAAUCCAACUUAUAUUGACAAAUUAAACCUGACAGAUCUUACAUGCCUUACUGAACAGAAUCCGAAUGAGAAGUGUUGUGCGAGUUUCCUGUUGGUACUGCCCAAGGAAGAAGUAGAACUGAAGACAGAAAACACAGAAAGUGGGGAGGAGUGGAGAGGCUUUAUUCUCACUAUUACAGAGAUGUCAGUCCCUCAGCAUGUGUCACUGUUACCUGGACAAAUGAUCAGACUGCAUGAAGUCUUAGAGAGAGAAAAGAAAAGAAGGAUUGAGAUUGAGGGACCACCCAGUAUACCUUUGAGAAAAGAGAAGCAACCAACUGAGGAGUAUAUGGAUAUCCUGAACGCCAUGCCGGCGUGCUUUUAUUCAGUGUCUCGGAAAGAAGCAACUGAAAUGCUAGAAAAGAACCCUUCUUCGGGAAAUAUGAUCCUGAGGCCUGGUAGUGACAAUAGGAACUAUUCCAUUACCAUCAGACAGGAGAUAGACACUCCAACAAUAAAGCACUACAGAGUGGUGAGGAUAGGAGCCAACUACACAAUUGAACUGGAAAAGCCAGUGACACUCCCAAACCUCUUCAGUGUCAUUGAUUAUUUUGUGAAGGAAACUCGAGGAAACCUAAGACCAUUUAUAUAUUCAACCAGUGAAAAUCCUGGACACACAAAGGCAGAUUCACCUAUUAAAAUUUCUCCAUGGAGGCAAGAGCAACCUCUUGUGCGACCAGUGAUCAAAAAUGCUGUUAGACCUCAUGUGAAUGAUUAUGUGAAUGAAUUUCCAGGUUGAGAAUCCAAUAAAAUGAGAAGGGAAAAGAGAGAAAUGGAAGAAAAAAGUGGACACUGACGAAAAUAAAAUUAUAAAUCAACCUGCCUGAUCUUGGGAAAACCUAUUUCAAAAAUUCUUUCUAGCAAGAUUCCUUGGUGUCUCCUGAUUUUGAUGAACAGUCACACCCAAGCACCACACGUGUGGAAUGUUGUUUUGGUAGAGUCACCCUCUUAUACAAAGAUUACUACUGUGAAGGA